Molecule: messenger RNA, 3062 nt
Organism: Haliotis rubra (blacklip abalone)
Lineage: Eukaryota; Metazoa; Mollusca; Gastropoda; Lepetellida; Haliotidae
Product: mitogen-activated protein kinase kinase kinase 7-like
Biological process (GO): protein phosphorylation; JNK cascade; positive regulation of canonical NF-kappaB signal transduction
Molecular function (GO): MAP kinase kinase kinase activity; magnesium ion binding; ATP binding
Source: RefSeq, a predicted model, not a curated record
CAUGUUUACGUUUUUAACAUGGAUGUUUGACAGAAAUGUUUGGCUUGAGCAAACUCUGCUCUAACAGGCAAUACAAAUGUAUUUUACUUUGACUAAAUAACCGGGAGUGUUGAGCGGCGAAAUGGAAUCCCCUCCUACCUUUGUAGAAGAGAUCGAGUUCCACGAACUGACAUUUCACGAGAUUGUUGGUAAAGGAGCAUUUGGGGUUGUGAGUAGAGCUAACUUCAGAGGGACUGAUGUUGCUGUCAAGAUAAUCGAAACAGAAUCUGAGAGAAAGGCCUUCAUUACUGAGCUAAAACAACUGUCCAGAGUCAGCCAUCCCAACAUCGUGAAACUGUAUGGAGCAUGUACCAAGUCACCAGUCUGUCUUGUUAUGGAGUAUGCAGAGGGCGGGUCUCUCUACAAUGUGCUACAUGGCUCAGGUCGCCAGCCCAGCUACACGAGUGCCCAUGCUAUGAGUUGGGCCGUACAGUGUGCCCGUGUAGCAUACUUACAUAACAUGAAGCCCAAGGCUCUAAUACACAGAGAUCUCAAACCACCAAAUCUCUUGUUGAUUAUGGGUGGCACUGUGCUGAAAAUAUGUGAUUUUGGCACAGCCUGUGAUAUCCAGACGCACAUGACCAACAACAAGGGAAGUGCGGCUUGGAUGGCGCCGGAGGUGUUUGAAGGGUGCAACUACAGUGAGAAGUGUGAUGUGUUCAGCUGGGGUAUCAUUCUGUGGGAGGUGAUCACGAGGCGGAAACCCUUUGAUGAGAUAGGAGGACCCGCAUUCAGGAUCAUGUGGGCUGUUCACAAUGGUAAAAGGCCACCUCCAAUAAGAAAUAUACCCAAACCAUUGGAUAUACUGAUGCAAAGAUGCUGGUCAGGGAACCCGACUGAGAGACCUUCCAUGACCGAGGUGGACCGAGUGAUGACCCACCUGUUUCAGUUUUUCCGAGGUGCUGAAGAACCAUUGUUAUAUCCCCAAGCCAGUGAUUCGGAUGAGGAGUUGUUUCCCAGCAGUGCACCUAUGACACCGCCAAUCACAUUCUCCAAUACGCCUCCCAGCACGGUGCACUCCCAUUCAGUGUCGCCCCCUACCAGCGAGUCGAGAGCAGUCACAAAUAGCGAUACUGUCAAGUUUGGUUCUGACCGCCCUGACCAUGUGCCUCUCUUCCUUCCAAGCAUGGCCAGACAUGCCCCCAUUGUUGUGGAGGAGGAGAGACACCGAGGCCAGCAGAGUGCACCCCCAUCCCUGGCUGCCAGUCGAGAAAGUCUCCAUGACCCCCGUGGGUCAAGGUCAGGGACACCUGUUGACCAUUACAAGCGGUAUUCAGCUGAUUUGAGCAAACUGGAUGAGUAUGACAUCUCAUCUCAACAGCGGAACCAGGCUACCAACCCACAGAGAGUGCUAGGUCACCGCCGAUCGGGGUCGCAUGGCACCCCUGCCAACUUCGCUACAGCUGGCAUCACCUUUAAUCAGACAAACCAAGCAGCACUAGGAAGGUUUGGUUCAUUUGAUGCACUCCUUCCUCCAGCUCGGCCUCCAAAACCUAGUUUCUUGCUCUCUCAAGGCCGAGGACACCGAAGAAUUGGAUCAGACGAGUACACUCACAUCACAGGGACAUCUAGCGCGUCCUCCACCCCCCGUACAGCCAGCCCUGCCCGCUUGCCGGCCACAGGGGUGACCCACUGCAGCACCUACCCUGGUCAGCUGAACCAGGUGGGGCAGAGCAUGUCGCCACCCACACGUUCCAUCUCGCACCAGCCGCCGCCCAGCUCGUCAUGGACAGCGACUGAAACGCCAGGGCAGAUGCCUACAUCAGGGGCUCCUGAUGUAAACAUCCCUGCCUCUGCUAUGAACAUGGUCUAUCUAUCUCUGGACCACCAGUUACAGCCCCUGGCUCCUUGUGUUGCUAACCCUGAUUCUAUGGCCAUGUAUGAAGACCACUGCAAGCUGGCUGAACAGUAUGUACAUGUGCAGGCUGAGAUCGCCCUCCUGAUCCAGAGAAAACAUGAGCUCAUCAAAGAGUUUGAGCAGGAUGAGAAGGAACAGCAGUCAGUGACACGGUCGAGGCUGGUGGAGGAGUUCACGCAACUGUCCUCAGAGAAUGAGAGUCUAAUGGCUGCUCACAGAGGUCUUAAGCAACAAGUGGAAGAAAUACGUCAAAAUCAAGCCCGAAGAUUUGUGCCUCCUACUUAACUGCUCUUAGACUCCGUAUGGAAUGAUCUUGUGUGUGCAUGUGCUAUACUGCAUGGAUGUGAGGAAACAGAGUAACUUGAAACGACUUGGUGGAUGAAUUGUGCAUGCUUUUGUACACAGUGUCAGUUGUUUGACAUUGAGAACUUCAGCUGUAACAGAAAGAUUUUGAAAGCUAUAGCUUAGCAUCAGUACUGCCACUGUGUAGAGCUAUCUGUGUGCAUGUUGUCACUGACAACAGCAUGACAGUAUGACUGUCUUAGGGACUGAUGACGAGCAAAGACAGUGGUCAAACCAAGGGCUCACUUGAUGUCAGUGACAAUUACAUAUAAAUAAUGCUGUCGAGUUUACCCUUCAUCCGAUUCUAAAGUGAUUUGUGUUCACUUAAACCUAUUGUGUCAAGACAUUUGAUAUUUCCUUACUGCAUAGCUCCUCCCGACCUGAUAUUAAAUCACCUGAAAUUAGACUUGCAAUGCAUACAAGAGAAUCUGAGAAUUCUUACUUUCAUCUGCAGCUGGUCGUUUAUGAUUGGGGUGAUGGGGUAGCCAAAUGGUUAAAGCGUCCGCUCGUCAUGCCGAAGACCCGGUUUGAUUCCCCACAUGGGUACAAUGUGUGAAGCCCAUUUCUGGUGCCCUCCGCUGUGAUAUUGCUGGAAUAUUGCUAAAAGCGGCGUAAAAUCAAACUCACUCACUGUUCAUGACCUUGGCAUCAGGCUUGUUGCUCACCUUCCUGUAAUUGUCGACACCUGCAUCAAUUUUUACGUUGUUUCAUUGUUGUAGAUUUUUGUAAGAAUAUAUAGAAAUAAGUCUUGAUUUUGCUCACAAAUAAUUGUCUCAAAACAUAUUGGCAAAUAUGACAAAUAAAACUCUUUGGCUGAAGUGUG